AUGACCUGAUAUUACCAACAAUGGCAACUGCAGCUGUGCGCAUGUUUCGGCGACUGGAAGGUCUGUUUUGUGUGUACAAACCCUCCGGUGUUCACUGGAAACUCGUCCGGGACAACAUCGAGACAGCUCUUCUGAAAGGUUUAAAUGCUGCACCGUCCCAGCCUUGUCCUCAAGAGGUCCGCUUCUUGACCCACCCGGGCAGUGAUACUGACGCACCCAAGGGACUCACACUGUCUGUAGCCUCUGUGCCUGUACUGUCCAAACAUCACCUGGUAACUGGACCUGAAUUCCAGCGUAUUCGAGUUGGAGUGGGACAUCGCCUGGAUGCGUUUUCCUCUGGUGUUCUAGUUCUUGCAGUCGGGAAUGGAAACAAGGUCCUGAAUAAUCUCUACAGAACACGAAUCACAAGGGAUUACACAUUGGAGGGUGAGUUUGGGACUGCAACAGAUGAUUUCUCUCACACGGGUCGUGUUGUGGAAAGGUCCACCUAUGAUCACAUCACACAGGAUAAGCUGGACAGAGUACUGGCCAUGCUGCAGGGAGCCAAUCAAAAGGCCUUGUUAAUGUAUUCCAGUGCAGACAUGCACACACAGGAAGCCUAUGAGAUGGCUGUGCAAGGUUUACUGGGUCCGGAGGGGAAAUCACUGCCCAUUUUGACAGGCCUGCGUUGCAUUCACUUCCAGCCCCCCAACUUCACUCUAGAGGUGCAGUGCCUAAAUGAGACUCAGAAAUAUUUGCGCAAAGUUGUGCAUGAGAUAGGACUUGAGCUGCGUAGCACAGCAGUGUGUAAAAGAGUUAGACGGACCAGAGAUGGACCCUUUACACUGCAGGAUGCCCUGACACAUCACCACUGGACUGCUGCUGAUGUCAUGCAUGCCAUCCGGCAAUACCACUUCUCUAAGAAAAAUAAAAAGCACUCCCAAUCACAUGUCCGGAAACCAGGAUUACAACCACGUGAAGAGAAUACGACAGUGAGUCAACAGAAUGAAACCGAUGAGGAAGCAGCGCCGGCAGGUAGAAUUCAAUAACUUGUUGCUGUGACCAGCAGGUGAUAAAAGCCACUCCGGUAGAUGGUCACAAAAACCUCACAAAGACUCUAUGAGCCUGGACACUGCAUCACUUUGGGUUUGGCUCAGCUGGUAAAAGAGAUUUCAAAGACCGUAGAUCCAGGUUUCUAAAAGACAGAGUUAGUAUCAAAAUGGACACAAUUCAUUACAUGAUGUAUUUGUUUAAUAUGCAAACUUCUCUCCAUCUACAGAAACAAUGGCUGUUAUUGUGUAAAUGUUCCAAUGUUUUCACCCUUGUUGUAUGUUGCGCAGGUAAUUUUAAAAUAUUUACCAAAUCUUC
Molecule: messenger RNA, 1347 nt
Organism: Xiphias gladius (swordfish)
Lineage: Eukaryota; Metazoa; Chordata; Actinopteri; Istiophoriformes; Xiphiidae
Gene: trub2
Product: TruB pseudouridine (psi) synthase family member 2
Exons: 8
Coding region: 21-1028 (335 amino acids)
Biological process (GO): pseudouridine synthesis; RNA processing
Molecular function (GO): pseudouridine synthase activity; RNA binding
Source: RefSeq, a predicted model, not a curated record